Messenger RNA from Lipotes vexillifer (Yangtze River dolphin), 1555 nucleotides. It is a transcript of the gene RRP9, whose product is annotated as ribosomal RNA processing 9, U3 small nucleolar RNA binding protein. The transcript is spliced from 15 exons. NCBI's taxonomy places the organism in Eukaryota, Metazoa, Chordata, Mammalia, Artiodactyla, Lipotidae. Gene Ontology annotation, cellular component: small-subunit processome. The coding region runs from base 52 to 1479 and encodes 475 amino acids. Gene Ontology annotation, molecular function: U3 snoRNA binding; protein binding. The record is from RefSeq and is a predicted model, not a curated record.
AGCCGCCACGUGAGCUCGCCAGGAGCCGCCGCAACACACACGGUGGGCAGCAUGUCGGCGACUGGGGCGUCUCGAAAGAGGGGAAAGCCGGCCUCGGGGGCCGGGGCUGGUGCGGGGGCCGGCAAGUUGAGGCGAAAGGGUGACUCUUCUGGGGACAAGGGCAAGUCCAAGGGUGGCGGCAAGAUGAAUGAGGAGAUCUCCAGCGACUCGGAGACUGAGAGCCUAGUUCCCAGGAGGAAUGAGGAGGAGGAGGCGGAGGAGCUGGAGGAGACCGCACAGGAGAAGAAGCUGCGCUUGGCCAAGCUCUACCUUGAGCAGCUCAAGCAGCAAGAGGAGGAGAAGGCCGAGGCCCGCGAAUUUGAGGAGGACCAGGUGGCGGGGAGGCUGAAGGAGGACGUGCUCGAGCAGAGAGGGAGGCUGCAGAAGUCGGUGGCAAAGGAGAUCCAGGCCCCAGACCCUGCUGACAUUCGAAUCUUACGGGGCCACCAGCUGUCCAUCACAUGUUUGGUUAUCACCCCUGACGACCUGGCCAUCUUUUCUGCCGCCAAAGACUGCACCAUUAUUAAGUGGAGUGUGGAAAGUGGACGGAAGCUUCAUGUGAUCCCUCGAGCCAAGAAGGGUGCCGAGGGGCAGCCCUCCGGCCAUAGUAGCCACGUCCUCUGCAUGGCCAUCUCCUCCGAUGGCAAGUACCUGGCCUCAGGUGACCGCAGCAAGCUCAUUCUCAUUUGGGAGGCCCAGAGCUGCCAGCACCUGUACACCUUCACGGGACACCGGGACGCUGUGUCGGGGCUGGCAUUCCGCAGAGGCACCCACCAGCUCUACAGCACGUCCCACGACCGCUCUGUGAAGGUGUGGAAUGUGGCGGAGAACUCCUACGUGGAGACGCUCUUCGGGCACCAGGAUGCUGUGGCUGCACUGGAUGCUCUGAGCAGGGAGUGCUGCGUGACCGCUGGGGGCCGGGACGGGACCGUGCGUGUGUGGAAGAUCCCCGAGGAGUCCCAGCUUGUCUUCUACGGCCACCAGGGCUCCAUUGACAGCAUCCAGCUCAUCAACGAGGAGCACAUGGUGUCGGGUGCAGACGAUGGUUCUGUAGCCUUGUGGGGCCUCUCUAAGAAGCGGCCACUUGCCCUGCAGCGUGAGGCCCAUGGGCUGCGGGGGGAGCUGGGCUUGGAGCAGCCCUUCUGGGUGUCAUCGGUGGCAGCCCUGCUCAACACAGACCUCGUGGCCACAGGCUCUCACAGCAACUCUGUGCGGCUCUGGCAAUGUGGGGAGGGUUUCCGGCAGCUUGACCUUCUCUGCGACAUCCCCCUGGUGGGCUUUAUCAAUAGCCUCAAGUUCUCCAGUGCUGGGGACUUUCUGGUGGCUGGGGUAGGGCAGGAGCACAGGCUUGGCCGGUGGUGGCGGAUCAAAGAGGCCCGGAACUCCAUCUGCAUCAUCCCUCUCCACAGGGCCCCCAGGCCCCCUACUGCUGGCUCCUGACUCUCUCAUCCCCUUUAUUUAAGUUCUUCCCAGGCCAUCCCCUGACUUCUUUGUAUUAAAAGCCUCCUCUUCUGGG